AAAAAGAACAAGAUCUCAGCCACACGCCGGCUACUCCUAAAAGGCAAGCUGCUGAAGAAGGCAGCGUCUAUGCUUGUAGCUGAGAAAGAGCAGAGCAAGCGUGACAGGGAGAGUGCCCUGAACGAGAGAGUCCCUCCACUCAAACUCUCUGGAUUGUCUGUACAGGAGCUGCAGGAGCUCUGCAAAGAACUCCACCGCAAGAUAGACACCGCUGAUGAAGCACGAUACGACCUUGAAGUUAAAGUGGCCAAAAAUGAAAAGGAGAUCCAAAUGCUGACGCAGAAGAUUGGAGAGCUAAAGGGCACCAUGAACAGAACCAAACUGAAGAGGGUGAAGAAAUCUGCCGAUGCUAUGCUGGGUGCUCUGACUGAAUCCAAAAUGUCAUCGAAGGCAGACUUUAAAGCCAACCUGAAGACAGUCAAGAAAGAGGAGGAGAAGAAAGAGGAGGUGACUGACUGGCGUAAGAACGUGGAGGCCAUGUCUGGUAUGGAAGGCAGGAAGAAGCUGUUUAAUGCUGGUCAAUAAAAGGUUUAUAGAUGCAGAAGGGUCUGCUGUAAACAUGUUAGAAUGGCUGACUGUUUCAUUUUGUGUAAUAUUGUGUCAUAGUUAAGCAACAUUAACUGCAAACUCAUAACAAAUAGAUGGCAUACUCAAGAACAAGGUGCCCCAAGAUGAGAAGACAUCUUUGUGGAAACUGAAGGAAAUCUAAACUGUGCAUAUUCAAUUUGCUUGUAAAAUUAAUUGUGAUCUGUAACUUUCCUUGUAUUUAUGACUGUAGAUAAACUUUUUGUGUCCCAAAGUUGUGUUGUGUCUCAGAACAUGCUGGUCCUUGUGUCAAAUCGGCUGAUGUCAGCAUAAAUGUAUCCUAUAUACAUUUACUUCUUUCUGUGUUGCAUAGAAAUACACUGUGUGCAUUGAUCUGAUCGAUAGGUAAAAUGAAUCUGAUUAGAGAUGGAUGAACUGUACUUGACCUUUUGGGGUGUAGUGUUGUAAGCGUUGUAAGAUGACAGAUAUUGCAAUCCUUUUUGGUCACUUGGAAAUACAACUCACAGUGUAAUGGCAUUCCACAAUUAAAUAUGAUGCAAUGUA
This is a messenger RNA of Pangasianodon hypophthalmus (striped catfish), 1089 nucleotides long. RefSeq names its product troponin I4b, tandem duplicate 1 (gene tnni4b.1). NCBI's taxonomy places the organism in Eukaryota, Metazoa, Chordata, Actinopteri, Siluriformes, Pangasiidae. Gene Ontology annotation, biological process: muscle contraction. Gene Ontology annotation, cellular component: troponin complex. The record is from RefSeq and is a predicted model, not a curated record. The transcript is spliced from 5 exons. The coding region runs from base 70 to 525 and encodes 151 amino acids.